CACACACACACCACGUAUUCACUCGGUUACCCUCACGUUCAUCUGGCACCAGGAGGCUCUUUCUGCAUGGCGGGAUUUUGCUGUUAUUGCAUCGUGAAGCCGUGUGGAAUAUAGAAACGUGGAUUCCUGUGUAUAGGAGUGUGUGCGUGUGUGUGUGGAAGCACAGAUUGGAGAGGAUAGUACAAUACAGAAGGCUGGAUUUCUCAGCGCUCAGGGUUCUCAUAUUUAAUGGAAGGAUUAUACCACGAUAUUUCAAGAAUUUCCUAUUACACAGAAUAUGACCGACACCUAGCGUACAGUAAAGGCAUGGCGACGGCGUACCUGGAGCCCAGCCUGAGUCACGGCGUGGGCGGAGGGGUCAAGUCUCGUCUUAGCGGGGGAACCGAGCGCUCCGGACCUGCUCCCGAUCGCGUCCUCAAGGUCAUCCACCACUUUGAGAGCAAGAGCGAACACAGCACAUGGUGCAGCAACAUCCGUCACGGAGACGCCACCGAUGUGCGGGGGAUCAUACAGAAGAUUGUGGACAUCCACAAGGUGAAAUGUGUGUCCUGUUUCGGCCUCCGCCUCAGCCACAUCCAAUCAGGCGAUGUCCACUGGCUCCACCCCGACAUGGGCGUGUCCCAUGUGAGGGAGAAGUACGAGCAGAACCGGCCGCAGGACGAGUGGAGGUACGAGCUGCGGAUCCGCUACCUGCCGAAGGGCUUCCUGAACCAGUUUACUGAAGACAAACCGACACUGAAUUUCUUUUACCAGCAGGUGAAGAACGAUUACAUGUUGGAAAUAGCCAAUCAGGUCGACCAGGACAUCGCACUCAAGCUGGGGUGCCUGGAGAUCCGGAGAUUUUACCGAGAAAUGAGAGGAAACGCGCUGGACAAGAAAUCCAACUACGAGCUGUUAGAAAAAGAUGUUGGCCUCAGGAGGUUCUUCCCCAAGAGUCUGCUGGAUUCAGUGAAGGCUAAAGCCUUGCGGAAGCAGAUUCAGCAGACAUUUAAGCAGUUUGCCAGCCUGAACGAUGAGCAAAGCAUUCUCAAGUUCUUCGAGAUCCUCACCCCAGUCUACAGAUUCGACAAGGAAUGCUUUAAAUGUGCUCUCGGGUCAAGCUGGGUUAUCUCGGUGGAGCUGGCUAUCGGUCCUGAGGAAGGCAUCAGCUACCUGACAGAUAAAGGCUCAACACCGACACACCUGGCUAACUUUACCCAGGUGCAGAGCAUCCAGUACUCGUGCAUGGAGGAGCGUGAGAGGAAGGGCAUGCUGCAGCUGGAUGUGGCCGGAGCCGCUGAGCCUCUCACCGUCACCACGCCGUCCUUCACCACCGCAGAGAACAUGGCCGACCUGAUCGACGGCUACUGUCGCCUGGUCAACGGCGUCGCCCAGUCUUUCAUCGUCAGGCCGCAGAAAGAGGGAGAGAGAGCACUUCCAUCAAUACCAAAACUUGGAAACAAUGAGAAGCGGAUAGAAACUGUACGAGUAGGAGUUCGUACCAUCUCUGUAUCAGACUCGCCGACUCCAACGCCACCCAAAGCAGCUAAAGCUCGUCGCUUCCUCCUCCCUUUUGUCUUCUGCUCCCAUGAUUCUCCACCUAAGGAAGAUAUUAGUGGGGAUGAAACAGACGACUAUGCAGAGAUCAUAGAUGAGGAGGACACUUACACCAUGCCUUCCACCGAGUGGUACGGAGUAGACAAAGCCAGGGAUUAUGAGAUCCAGCGAGAACGCAUCGAGUUGGGCCGCUGCAUCGGAGAAGGCCAGUUUGGAGACGUGCAUCAGGGGAUCUACGCCAGCCCAGAGAACCCUUCUCUGUCCGUGGCCAUUAAAACGUGUAAGAACUGCACCUCGGAUAGUGUGCGGGAGAAAUUCCUGCAGGAAGCCUUGACGAUGCGGCAGUUCGACCAUCCCCACAUUGUCAAACUGAUUGGUGUAAUCACAGAGAACCCGGUGUGGAUCAUCAUGGAGCUCUGCACCCUCGGCGAGCUGAGGUCGUUUUUACAAGUGAGGAAAUACAACCUGGAUCUGGCGUCACUGAUUCUGUACGCCUACCAGUUGAGCACAGCUUUGGCUUACCUGGAGAGCAAGAGAUUCGUACACAGGGACAUUGCUGCCAGGAAUGUCUUGGUGUCUUCCGCAGACUGUGUGAAACUUGGAGAUUUCGGACUCUCCAGGUACAUGGAGGACAGCUCCUAUUACAAAGCCUCCAAAGGGAAAUUGCCAAUCAAAUGGAUGGCACCAGAAUCCAUAAACUUCCGCCGCUUUACCUCAGCCAGUGAUGUUUGGAUGUUCGGUGUGUGCAUGUGGGAAAUAUUGAUGUACGGCAUCAAACCCUUCCAAGGUGUGAAAAACAACGACGUGAUCGGCCGAAUAGAGAAUGGCGAGCGCCUGGCCAUGCCCCCCAACUGCCCCCCCACCCUUUACAGCCUGAUGACCAAGUGCUGGGCGUACGACCCGGGCAAGAGGCCACGUUUCACUGAACUCAAGACACAACUCAGCACUAUUCUGGACGAGGAGAAAGCUCAGCAGGAGGAGCGCAUGCGUAUGGAGUUGAGGCGCCAAGUCACUGUGUCCUGGGACUCAGGAGGAUCGGACGAUGCUCCUCCGAAACCCAGCCGGCCAGGUUAUCCCAGUCCCCGAUCCAGUGAAGGUUUCUUCCCAAGUCCUCAACAUGCAGGACAGCACAAUCAUUACCAGGGAACGGCUUACCCUGGAUCUCACAACAUACCGGCAGUGCCCAGUGGAGGAUAUCCGGGCCAGGCCUCUGUCCUUGAGCCCCAUGAGACAUGGAAUCACCACAGACAAGACGUCCCUGUGUGGUCUCCUAAUAUGGAGGACGGAGGUGCUCUGGACAUGCGGGCCCUGGGUCAGGGGCUGCCGACUCACCUGAUGGAGGAGAGGUUGAUGUUUCAGCAGCAGCAGAUGGAGGAGGAUCAGCGUUGGCUUGAGCAGGAGGAAAGCUUCCUGAAGCCAGAGUCCAGAAAUUCAAGGGGCAGUAUUGACCGGGAGGACGGUGCUCUCCAGGGGCUGACGGGAAACCAGCAUGUAUACCAACCUGUGGGCAAAGCAGAUUCCGGAGCCCCACCUAAGAAGCCUCCUCGUCCGGGAGCUCCGUGCCACCUGGGCAGCACAGCCAGCAUCAGCCCGGUGGACAGCUAUAACGAGGGCGUGAAGCCCUGGAGGAUCCAACCUCAGGAGAUCAGUCCGCCUCCGACAGCCAACCUCGACCGCUCCAAUGAUAAAGUGUAUGAGAAUGUGACUGGUCUGGUGAAGGCAGUGAUCGAGAUGUCCAGUAAAAUACAGCCUGCAUCCCCUGAGGAAUACGUGCCCAUGGUGAAGGAGGUGGGGCUGGCUCUGAGGACGCUGCUGGCGACUGUGGAUGAGACCAUCCCUAUCUUACCAGCUAGCACACACAGAGAGAUCGAGAUGGCUCAGAAGUUGCUGAACUCGGACUUGGCCGAGCUGAUCAAUAAGAUGAAGCUGGCGCAGCAGUACAUGCUCACCAGCCUGCAGCAGGACUACAAGAAACAGAUGCUCACGGCCGCACACGCCCUCGCAGUGGACGCCAAGAACCUUCUGGACGUAAUCGACCAGGCCAGGCUGAAGAUGAUCUCUCAGUCACGGCCCCAUUAGUCCUUUCCUCCUUCCUGAGCGGAAAUGUUCAGGAGAAGGGGGGACGCCGUAAUAGCACAGGUGAGAGACGACAGGACACGAUGUCCACCGCUGGGACAAUACGGUGAUGUCAUAUAGCGAAUCACGGCACAGCACGAGUGGCUCUUCAGACGGAACACACAGUUCUACACCUGACGUCUCACCACAAGAUUACAAAAAUGAGUCUUCUCUAUAGAGACUCGCACACACGAUGGUCUGUGGACUUGAAGAUACAAUGCUAAUCAAGAUUUUAUUGUACGCUUUGUGCUGGCUUUUUUUUUUUCCUUUUCUUUGUUUGUUUUAAAUUAUGUUCAGAUGAACUCCAGCAAAGGACACUUUUAUCUGAGAAAACACCGCAACUGGAAUCCACAUGAAAAUCAGAGCUAAUAUGGAGCCUGGAACUACCUACAUUAACCCAAAGGUGUAUUACAACACACACAUACUUCCUGAACUGUCCUUUGGCAGACACACACACACACACACACACAAUGAGCCCACACUGUUCUUUCUAUCCUCUGACUUCCAUUCAGGGGGACAUUCACCUUGAGACACCAUCACAUCAUGCUGUUUAACUGUUAAACAUCACUAUAUUGUGCACAGGAACACAUAUUUUUUAAAGAAUUGUCUAUGAAGUUAAAAAUAAAUAAAAAUAGCAUAUCUCUAACAACGGGGUAUUAAUGGGUAAAAAAUGCCAUCAGGGACUGUUAGAAACAAAUCCAAUUCCUUUUAUUCAUACCAGAUCGUAAAAAGCACAGUUUUCGAAGGUUAAAGUCUUUUUUUUUUCUUACUCGUGGCUUUCUCAGAAUAAAGCCGCUAGAUGUACGGCAAUAGGCCACGUUUACCGUCGAUCUACACGUCUCUUCCCCAAGCUGACGAACUCGGCCAUGUCGCCCCUGUGUAUAGUACAAUCUAUUAAUGAAUUCACUUUGUCACUCGGAUAAAUUAUUCUCAGGAAAAGAAAACUGACUGUACAGAAACUUUAACUAAUAAAAUGUGUUACUCUUGUA
Molecule: messenger RNA, 4640 nt
Organism: Silurus meridionalis
Lineage: Eukaryota; Metazoa; Chordata; Actinopteri; Siluriformes; Siluridae
Gene: ptk2aa
Product: protein tyrosine kinase 2aa
Exons: 36
Coding region: 229-3615 (1128 amino acids)
Biological process (GO): protein phosphorylation; signal complex assembly
Cellular component (GO): cytoskeleton; focal adhesion
Molecular function (GO): protein tyrosine kinase activity; ATP binding
Source: RefSeq, a predicted model, not a curated record